Messenger RNA from Myotis lucifugus (little brown bat), 1407 nucleotides. RefSeq names its product tripartite motif-containing protein 60-like. The record is from RefSeq and is a predicted model, not a curated record. Gene Ontology annotation, molecular function: zinc ion binding; protein binding. The transcript has a single exon. The coding region runs from base 1 to 1407 and encodes 468 amino acids. NCBI's taxonomy places the organism in Eukaryota, Metazoa, Chordata, Mammalia, Chiroptera, Vespertilionidae.
AUGGCCUUUGCUGCUUCCCUGGCCGAGCUCCAAGCAGAGGCCAGCUGUCCCAUCUGCCUGGAUUACCUGAGAGACCCAGUGACCAUUGCCUGUGGGCACAACUUCUGUCCCUUCUGCAUCCACCAGCGCUGGGAAGGUCUACAGGGCACCUUUCCCUGUCCUGUCUGCCUCCACCACUGCCCUGACAGGAGCUUGGAGAGGAACACCCAAUUAUGUCACAUUACUGAGAUUGUUCAGCAGAUCCCCACCUCAGGGAGCCAGAGGAAAUUGCAAGAAGACAUACCCCUGUGUGGGAAGCACCAUGAGGUUCUCACCCUGUUCUGUGAGAAGGACCUGGAGCUGUUGUGUGCCCAGUGCAAGGGCUCCUUAGACCCCCAGGAUCAGCCCCUGAUCCCCAUUGAGGAAGCUGCAGCUAGUCAGAGAGGGAUGCUCAAAAGGUAUAUGGCAACCCUCCCUAGUCACUUCGAAAAUGUUGAAAAGGCAUAUGACAGCCAAGUUGCAAAUACUUGUAAAGUGAAGGAAAAGAUGGGAAAAUGGAGGGAGGAAUUUGACUAUGAAUGUAAAGAACUUAACUCUUUCUUGGAAAUAGAGUUCGAUGAAAUUGAUAACCAUCUGCUUAGAGAAGAGAAUGAUGUUGCAGAAAAACUAAUUGAAAAUGGAAAGCAAAUUUCAUACCAUAUGUUCAGGCUAAACAUUCUGUUAAGUGAAAUAGAAGAGAAGUGUUUGCAGACACACCUGGGUUUACUCACAGGUAUUGAAAGGAUCCACAACAGCUAUGGAAACCUAGAGACCCCAGCAGUGUUUUCAUGUGAAUUACCGAAGGAGAUUUUCACUCUCCCCCCACACUACUUGGGCCUGCAUAAAAUGAUCCGUAUAUUUCAGGUAGAUUUGACACUGGAUCCUGAAACUGCCCAUCUAAGUCUCAUUAUCUCAAGAGAUAGAAAAAGUGUGACAUAUUGUACAGCAGAUGGUCUUCCUAAUCCCCAGGCACUUACUUCUUACGCAGCUGUCCUGAGUUCUGAGGGAUUUGAUGCUGGCAGGCAUUUUUGGGUGGUAAACAUAGGAGGCACAGGUUUAUAUUACUUAGGUGUGUGUAAAGCAUCUUUCCCCAGAAAUACUUUCAUAUCACCAUCAGCAAGCAACGGAUGCUGGCAACAUCAGCUCUGUAAUCAUACUGGACAACGGAAAAUUGGCGUUUUUCUGGACUAUGAGUUGGGAGAGGUUUCAUUUUAUAAUUUGAAUAACUGGACAUACAUGUUUAGAAUCGCUGAUACAUUUACAGAAAAAAUUAUUCCUUAUUUCUCCAUUGCAUCUUCUUCAGAAUCUCUUUCAAUCAGUAUCAGCAGAGUCUACGAUGACAAUUUGUAUGAAAUUUUGUAUGUGCUUAUUUCCUCCCAUGUUAUUUAA